CCGCCCCCUAGACCUUGGGUUACAGAGCGAGGGGCUUGAGUACCGUGCGCGGCAGGACGACGAACCAGUUGGGAUGGCCACCGGCUGGGGGAGCCUCUUGCAAGAUGAGCAGCAGCUGGAGGAGCUGGCACGGCAGGCUGUGGACCGGGCCCUGGCUGAGGGAGUGCUGCUGAGGACCUUGCAGGAGCCCAGUUCCUCCGAUGUGGUAAGCUAUGCCCCAUUCACGCUCUUCCCUUCACUGGUCCCCAGUGCCCUGCUGGAGCAGGCCUAUGCUGUGCAGAUGGACUUUAACAUGCUGGUGGAUGCUGUCAGCCAGAAUGCAGCCUUUCUGGAGCAGACUCUCUCCAGCACCAUCAAAAGGGACAACUUCACUGCUCGCCUCUUUAACAUCUACAAGCAAGUCCUGAAAGAAGGCAUUGCUCAGACUGUGUUCCUGGGCCUGAACCGCUCAGACUACAUGUUCCAGCGCAAUGCAGAUGGCUCCCCAGUCCUGAAACAGAUUGAAAUCAACACCAUCUCUGCCAGCUUUGGGGGCCUGGCCUCCCGUACCCCAGCUGUGCACCGACAUGUUCUCAAUGUCCUGAGUAAGACCAAAGAAGCUGCCAAGAUCCUCUCCAAUAAUCCCAGCAAGGGACUGGCCCAGGGGAUCACCAAGGCCUGGGAGCUCUACGGCUCAGCCAACGCUCUGGUGCUACUGAUUGCUCAAGAGAAGGAAAGGAACAUAUUUGACCAGCGUGCUAUAGAGAAUGAGCUACUAGCCCGGAAUAUCCACGUAAUCCGUCGAAGGUUUGAAGAUGUCUCUGAAAAGGGGUCUCUAGACCAAGACCGAAGGCUGUUUAUGGAUGGCCAGGAAGUUGCUGUGGUUUAUUUCCGGGAUGGCUACAUGCCAAGUCAGUACAGUGUACAGAACUGGGAAGCACGCCUGCUGCUGGAGAGGUCAUGUGCUAUCAAGUGCCCAGAUAUUGCCACCCAGCUGGCUGGGACAAAGAAGGUGCAGCAGGAGCUGAGCAGAAUGGGUGUGCUGGAGAUGUUGCUCCCUGGCCAGCCUGAGACUGUGGCCCGCCUCCGUGCCACAUUUGCUGGCCUCUACUCACUGGACAUGGGUGAAGAAGGGGACCAGGCCAUUACUGAGGCCCUUGCUGCCCCUAGCCAGUUCGUGCUAAAGCCCCAGAGAGAGGGUGGAGGUAAUAACCUAUAUGGGGAGGAGAUGGUGCAGGCCCUGGAGCACCUGAAAGACAGCGAGGAGAGGGCGUCCUACAUCCUCAUGGAGAAGAUAGAACCUGAGCCUUUUGGAAAUUGUCUGCUACGGCCUGGCAGCCCUGUCCGAGUGGUCCAGUGCAUCUCAGAGCUGGGCAUCUUUGGAGUCUAUGUCAGGCAGGGAAAGACACUUGUGAUGAACAAGCAUGUGGGACAUCUGCUUCGAACCAAAGCCAUUGAGCAUGCAGAUGGUGGAGUGGCAGCAGGAGUGGCAGUCCUGGACAACCCGUACCCUGUGUGA
This is a messenger RNA of Puma concolor (puma), 1498 nucleotides long. RefSeq names its product glutathione synthetase (gene GSS). Gene Ontology annotation, biological process: glutathione biosynthetic process. Gene Ontology annotation, cellular component: cytosol. Lineage: Eukaryota; Metazoa; Chordata; Mammalia; Carnivora; Felidae. Gene Ontology annotation, molecular function: glutathione synthase activity; ATP binding; glutathione binding. The record is from RefSeq and is a predicted model, not a curated record.